UCCUUAACGUUGAAGCGCAGGGGCUUCCUCUGGUGGUAGCUAGUGAUACCAAACUCCGUUAAUUUCAGGCGUUUUGCGAGCGACAAUGGACGACGAGUUGAUUUCUCUGGCCAGAAUCCUUAACGUUGAAGAGCAGGGGCUUCCUCUGGUGGUAGCUAGUGAUACCAAACUCCGUUAAUUUCAGGCGUUUUGCGAGCGACAAUGGACGACGAGUUGAUUUCUCUCGGUGCUCUAUAUUUGUUGUGGAAGUCGCACAAACGUCGGACCGUCAAACACCGCCGUGCUUGGGUUAACAACACAAUUCAGAGGCGCACACAGCUUGGUGAAUUUCACGGGCUUCUCCAGGAACUGCGUCUGGAUGGCGGCCGCUUCCAGCGUUACCUGACACUGAGCCGUUCCCAGUUUGAAGACCUGUUAACUCGAAUCGGUGCCAGGAUUUCCCGCAUGGACACCAACUACCGGCGGUCCGUCUCAGCUGCGGAGCGCCUGUCCAUCUGCCUCCGAUACUUUACCACAGGUGACUCAUUCAGGAGCAUCGCGGACAGUUUCUGUGUUGGGGUCUCCACUGUCUCCAUGAUUGUCCGUGAUGUUGCAACAGCAAUUUGGGACUGCCUCGUGGAUGAGUUUAUGGCUAUGCCAACCGCAAACGAGUGGCGGUCAAUUGCAGAGGCGUUUGAGGAGCGGUGGAAUUUCCCUCUCUGUUGUGGAGCACUGGAUGGGAAGCAUAUUGUCCUCAAAGCCCCUGGCAAGUCAGGAUUAAAGUUAAAAGGACCUUUCUCAUUGGUUCUCUUGGCAGUUGUGGAUGCUCAGUAUUGUUUCCGAGUGAUAGAUGUCAGGGGCUGCAGAAGAACCACUGAUGGUGGGGUUCUGGCCAACUCGGCUUUUGGUCAAGCGCUGCGCUCUGGCACUCUCCAAUUGCCUGCUGACCUGCCACUACCAGGAGCUGAUCACCGAGGACCCCAGCCACACAUCUUUGUUGCAGAUAAGGCUUUUCCACUCCAGAAAAAUCUCAUGAGACCAUUCCCAGGACGCAUCAUUCCAAAAGAGCACCGGAUCUUUAACUACCGUCUCUCCCGAGCUCGGCUGGUGGUGGAGAAUGCCUUUGGGGUUCUUUCUGCCCAGUGGAGGAUGUACAGACGUGACGUGGCGGCUCAUUACGAAGUUGCAGAGAAGUGUGUGAAGGCUACCUGUCUUCUCCAUAACUUCCUGCGGAAAACAACCCAGGCAUCUGCGGUGACGGGAGGCAUCCAGUUUGAAGAGGUAGAACCACUGCCAGGUCUGGGAAGACUUGCCGCCAACAACUCAACAAGAGAGGCAAGAGGGGUCAGGGAGGCCUUCACAGCCUUCUUCUCGGCUGAGGGAACUGUCCCAUGGCAAGACGCAGGCAUUUAUGAUAAAGACACUCGCACCUACAAGUUGGAUGACUUGACGAAACUCAAAACUAACGAGCUUAAGGCAGAGCUCCAGUGCCGUGGUCUGAACAUCAAUGGCCUGAAGCCGGACCUGGUUGAGCGGUUCUCGGCGGCACUGAACAAGGAAGCGCGGGCCAAGUCUUCUGGCCCAGGGACCGAGGAGCAGGGCGACAUGGAAGAAGGACAAAAAAUGCAAGUGCAGCAAGGUGAUGUGCUGCUCAAGAAGGACGAAGACAGAGAUUCGGGUGGCUACUACAAGGAGGAGGAGACUGAGCCCGAAGCCGAAUGUAAGCCAUACGUGAGUCAGCCAGUGUCGUACUCUGGCCACAGCGUGCUGCACUUCAGUGCCAACGUCGACCUUCCCAAAACGGAUGCCGUUACAAAGAUAGUCGUCAAACUUGAACAGAAUGAGGAGAAACAUGUUGACAUCAAACAAGAAAUUGAAGACGAAAUCAAAAUCGAGGCUGCCCCAGUGCCGAUCGGCAUCGCUGGGUGGAGGCCCUCCAAGGCAGAGCUGAAAUGUGAACAAGAUGGUGGGAGUCGGGCCAUGCAGGUGAAGCUGGAGUCGAAGAAAAGCAAACACCACGGCCGAAAGCGACCGCACGAGGAGAACGGGGGCUACAACUACAAUGAGCACCAGGAGAAGAAGAAAGAGGCAUUCAUUCAGUAAUUGUCCAAACAUUAAUGUACAACCCCAAUUCCAAUGAAUUUGUAUUGAACAUAAAACAGAAUACAAUGAUUUGCAAAUCAUGUUCGACCUAUAUUUAAUUGAAUACACUACAAAGACAAGAUGUUUAAUGUUCAAACUGAUAAACUUUGUUUUUAGCAAAUAAUCAUUAACUUAGAAUUUUAUGGCUGGAACACCUUCCAAAAAAGGAACUGUUCCACUGUGUUACAUCACCUUUUCUUUUAACAACAUUCAAUAAACGUUUGGGAAUUCAGGACACUUCUUUAGAAGACGAAAAAAUCUUGUUUACUUUUGUUCCGAUCGGACGCUAAGUUCAGUAUUGGGGCAUGUAAUGCUGAACUUGUUCUCGAAUGUGGAUGUUAAUCCUCAUCGUUUUAAGUGCAUUUAUGUUACCCAUAGUUCCUUGAAGGUGUGUCUUAAUUAACUGUGGCUUACAUUUAUGUUGCACGAUGAUAAAAUGAAACGAUGACUUACAAUUACAGUACAGUAACAUCCCGGGCAGUUUUGUCAACUGCUCAGCUCAAGUAAGCAUUACCUGGCUUCUUACCAGGAUAUGCCAGCGUGCUCUUCCGGAUAUUUACGAAAUAAAUUCUCCCUCCUCUCUGU
Molecule: messenger RNA, 2706 nt
Organism: Phycodurus eques (leafy seadragon)
Lineage: Eukaryota; Metazoa; Chordata; Actinopteri; Syngnathiformes; Syngnathidae
Exons: 5
Coding region: 202-2082 (626 amino acids)
Source: RefSeq, a predicted model, not a curated record